AGCCAGUCGAGGAGUGGAUGCUUCACGAAAAUAUAAUACUAAUAAUGAUAAUGAGAAUAAUAAAACGGAACGACCAAAGAAACGUGCUGCACUAGGGCUUUGCGAGAGAUAGCCACGUACCAGCGGAGUACAAACCUCCUUAUAAGGAAGGAAGCUGCCAUUCUCUCGAUAUAUCCGUUAUAUUAUGGCGACGUCACUUGGUCCGAGAUACUUAACGUUUCGUUGGCAAGCGAUAUGCUUUCUGGCCUUACAAGAAGCCGCUGAAGCAUUCCUCGUGAGCUUAUUUGAGUCGGCUCAACAAUGUGCAAUUCACGCUAAACGUGUUACAGUGAUGGCUAAAGAUGUCAAGCUAGUGACAGAUUUACAAAACAUUCCAACUGCCUCAGCUUAUCAACAAUUGCAAUUGACAACGUUGACGAAUAAUCGACCAAUGUUAACGGCAGCACCCUGUCCAUCGAAUAGGAAGAAUCGGAAUAAUAACAAUGAUAACGAUAGUAAUGUCAGAUGAUGACUGUUUUCUAGUUGAUUUUUGUAAUUUCAUCAUCACUGUUUUUGUUGUUGUUGUUGGCGCUGCUAGUGAUUUGGUUUUAUCUCUGAUCCCCACUUCGUUUCACUUCUCUUCUUGUUCCAGUGUACAUAAUCCUUGCCCACAUUCACUCUUUGUGAUAUAUAUAAUCUCCAGUCAACUUCUAUUGUUCUUCCACUUUACUACUGUUCUUUUUGCCCCACAUUUCUGUUUGUUACCUCUCCUUUUCUCUCUUCUUGUGUGUGCUACAUGGACAUGGAGUGUGGAAACUGGAACUGCUGCACAUCUGUGCAAAGUUCUAGGUUGGAACUAGUCAGUCAAUAAUCCUCCCCCACUCCUGCCCUCCCUGCCUG
This is a messenger RNA of Trichobilharzia szidati, 879 nucleotides long. NCBI's taxonomy places the organism in Eukaryota, Metazoa, Platyhelminthes, Trematoda, Strigeidida, Schistosomatidae. The record is from the annotation of a GenBank genome assembly.